GUCGUACAGUCAUUUCUGUGCCUCCAACAGACCAGCGUGUUAUCAAAGGAACCACCGCUAUCUUGGACUGUAAUGCUACCCAUGACCCCAGAGUCAAUAUCAGCUUCAAGUGGGAUCGAGGUGGUGUGCCAGUCCGCCCCUCCAGUGGGGGCCGUGUCUCCAUGCGCCAGGGCUCCCUCACUAUUGGCCAGACGUGGUCAGGUGACAUUGGGGAUUACACGUGCACCGUGACAUCACAGGCCGGCAAUGAUUCUCGCUUCGCACGCCUAGAAGUCAU
Molecule: messenger RNA, 277 nt
Organism: Plectropomus leopardus (leopard coralgrouper)
Lineage: Eukaryota; Metazoa; Chordata; Actinopteri; Perciformes; Serranidae
Source: RefSeq, a predicted model, not a curated record